UUCUCCAUAGGCUAGAAAUCUUGAAGCAUGGGCGACUGGAGCUUUCUGGGGCGGCUGUUGGAGAACGCUCAGGAGCACUCAACAGUCAUUGGCAAAGUCUGGCUGACAGUCCUCUUCAUCUUCAGGAUCCUGGUGCUGGGGGCCGCGGCUGAGGAGGUCUGGGGUGACGAGCAGUCUGACUUCACCUGCAACACCCAACAGCCUGGUUGCGAGAACGUCUGCUACGACGAGGCCUUCCCUAUUUCGCACAUCCGCUUCUGGGUGCUGCAGAUCAUCUUUGUGUCUACGCCAACUCUCAUCUACCUGGGCCACGUGCUACACAUCGUCCGCAUGGAGGAGAAGCGGAAAGAGAAAGAGGAGGAGCUGCGCAAAGCAAACAGGUUCCAAGAGGAGAAAGAACUCCUUUAUAGAAAUGGUGCAGAAGCUGGAGGAGGUGGCGGCGGCAAGAAGGAUAAGCCGCCAAUCAGGGACGAGCAUGGCAAAAUCCGUAUUAGAGGUGCAUUGCUGCGUACCUAUGUGUUCAACAUUAUUUUCAAGACCCUGUUUGAAGUGGGAUUCAUUUUGGGCCAGUAUUUCCUCUAUGGCUUCCAGCUGAGGCCCCUGUACAAGUGUGCACGUUGGCCCUGCCCCAACACCGUUGACUGCUUCAUAUCGAGGCCUACUGAAAAGACUAUUUUUAUUAUAUUUAUGCUUGUAGUGGCUUGCGUGUCCCUUUUGCUGAAUUUGUUAGAGAUCUAUCACCUUGGAUGGAAGAAAGUUAAACAGGGCAUGACAAAUGAGUUUGCCCCCGACCAUGAGUCGCUGCACCGCGUCGACAUUGCGGAGCCUGAGUGUUUGGCCUCUGCCUCCAGAACUGCCCCAUCCAGCCUCAGCUACCCUCCCAACUACACAGAUGUUACGGCGGGAAGCGGGGCGUUCCUGCCGCCCAUGGGGCCAGCAGCCGUGCCCUCAGCAGCAGAGUUCAAGAUGGACAACCUCCAGCAGGAGGAUUCCCUCCGCCAGCCCUCCCCCUCUUCCCACUACUACAUCAGCAACAACAACAACCACAGGCUGGCCACUCAGCAGAACUGGGCCAACCUGGCCACCGAGCAGCAGACUCGGGAGAUGAAGGCCACCUCCCCUUCCCCAUCCUCCUCUUCCUCCACCAGCACCGACAGUGAACAGCAGCAGCCUGUCGAUGCUGCACUGCUCCUUCCCACCAGCAACACCACCAGUAACACCAACAUCACCAACACAACCGCCACUGCCGCCUCCAGCAGCAGCAGCCCCGGCAGUGCCUCCAACGCAGGCAGCUGGGGUGGGGGGAAGAGUGAGCAGGAGGAAGGCAACAUCACCACCACCACAGUGGAGAUGCAUGAGCCUCCUGUAACGGUCAGCACAGACCCUCGGCGGCUCAGUCGGGCCAGCAAGAGCAGCAGCAUCAGAGCCAGGCCGAACGACCUGGCUGUCUAGAGGGCUGGCUUCUGCCCUUUCAUGUCCCUAAACCCUCCCUGACCAACAGCCCACUUCCCUCAACCACACCCCCAAACACAGUGAUUCUCAGAGAAAUCACACACAUGCAUAAGAAAAGA
Molecule: messenger RNA, 1571 nt
Organism: Lates calcarifer (barramundi perch)
Lineage: Eukaryota; Metazoa; Chordata; Actinopteri; Centropomidae
Gene: gja3
Product: gap junction protein, alpha 3
Exons: 1
Coding region: 28-1452 (474 amino acids)
Biological process (GO): cell communication
Cellular component (GO): connexin complex
Source: RefSeq, a predicted model, not a curated record